GAUUAUUACUUUUAAAUCUGAUGGAAGCUGUUAACGCCAGAGGUUUCAGCAGGUACGGUUGUCCCUGUGCGCCUUUAUCAAACCAAACACUGUUUAUUGUCUCUGUAUAUCCUCUUUAAACUGCCUCGAGUUGCUGCUAUCUCGACAUGUCUCGGUUCUUUGCUCGGAGAUGGCUGUUUUGGGGAGACAUCCCCUGGACCAACACCGCCACGUGGUGGCCAUUUUGGGUAGUACAAGUGUCAGCUUGCAUUCUGUUCUAUUAAUAACUAGUGCUAAAGCUGUGUUUGAGCAACCAUCUCGCAGCUGUGUCCACGAGUGAAGGGCAUUUAAUGUGGAGUUCAACUUUUCGUAGUUCGGAUAAAAUGGAAGGAAGACUGAUUUGAAAGUCAUGAAAGUUUGUACCUGACGACAGCUCGGACCUCUGUGGCUCUCUGCAAUUCCAGGACAGGGUGAGUUAAAGCAGAAGCAGGCUGACAUUAAUCUGUGCAGUGCUGCCUGAUGCUUCACUGUUGUUUUGAGGAGUUUUUCUACUGACUUCCGGAUCACAUGUUUAAUCUAAAACCCUUCUUCUUUCUACACCUUGUGGCACGUGCACCCUCUGAUUGGCCCUGCUUUAAGGCGCCAUGUCAAAGGACACUUUUCCGUUCACUUCUACCUCGCUGCGCUCUCUCCGGCUGGAGCAGGAGCUCCAGGAGUGGGAGGAUGCCCGCCGGGCCUUGGCUCACAGGAGAUCCAUGACCAGGGCCCCUCUGUCCCGGGCCCCCAGGCCUCCUCCUCCCCCACCUCCUCCUUCUCCUCCCAGGCAGCAGCAGCAGCAGCAGCCGCGGCGCCUCCAGGAGGUCCGGGCGCCUCCGCCUCAGGUCCGCUGCAGAGACACGUCUGUCCACAACACCUUCAUGUGGGGGGACAUGAAAGGAGUGUAUGCGGUGCUGAAGGACCCUGGGAUGGUCAACGCCCUGAUGGAGACGGUGCAUGAGGAGAUGGUGUGGACUCCAGAGAUGGGCAUGUGGACGCUGAGCUCCAAGGUGAAGCAGACAUCGGCUCUGCGCCUGGCUGCCAGCAGAGGUCACACAGGCUGUGUGGAGGAGCUGCUGUUUCGUGGUGCGGAGGUGAACGCGGACCCCGGGGGAAACACCGCCCUCCACGAUGCCUGUGUCGGCGGCCACGCUGCCUGCGUCCGGCUGCUGCUGUCUCACGGAGCAGACCCGGACCUGCUGGCUGCAGACGGCAGCGCUGCCCUCCACCUGUGCUCAUCCGCCCAGUCACUCCAGUGUGCGCAGCUGCUGCUGGAUGGAGGUGCUGAGGUCAACAUGAGGACGGGGGAGUCCAGGAUCACCCCCCUGCACGUGGCCGCGCGGCGAGGCCUGGAGGAGCACGUGGAGCUCCUCCUGGGUCACGGAGCCGACGUGCUGGCCACGAACCGAGAGGGGGAGACCCCUCUGAACGCCGCCUGCUCCGGCGCAGAGAGGCCCUCCGAGGCCGGGCGCUACCUGCGGGUGAUUCAGAGGCUGCUGGCCGCGGGCGCCGACCCCAGGACGGCAGGCAGGAAGCAGCACACACCCCUCCACAACGCAUGCGCAAACUGCAGCUCCAGGAUCGUGAAGGUCCUCCUGCAGCAUGGGGCCAGGGCAGAUGUGGUCAACUGUGCAGGAUACACGCCGAUGGACUGUCUGUUACAGGUGGUUGAAGAUUACCCGGACCAGCAACCGGACGCAGUAGCUCGGUCACUUCUGAACUAUGGAGCAAAGCCUGUUCCAGCAGAGAUGCUGAAGCAGUGUUUCCUCUCUGCUGCCGCUCUGGAGGUGAUGCUGAACUCAUACACCUCCAUCCCUCCCUGUGAGUGGAUGGACUCCCUGCCAGCCGAGCUGUACGAGGAGCACCGAUCCUUCUUCGACCUGGUGCGUCAGCGGAGCGGUCAGCCUCGCUCUCUGCAGCAUCUCUGUCGAUGCGCCCUACGCCUGCGCCUCGGAGCCCGGUGUUACUCAGCGGUCAGUGAACUGGACAUUCCCAGCUCCGUGAGGGAUUACCUGCUGCUGUGUAACGACGGGACGCUCCACUGACUUCACACUGUGUACACAUAUUUCCCAGCAGCGCGGCGCCUCUUUGGAAACACGAAGUUAUUUUACACGACAACAAUAAUCCGUUUCUGUCACUUUUUUGAAACUAACGCUUGUUCUUGUCAACUUGAAAUACGUUUUAAUGGGACUGUGAAGUGGUCGAGUGUGAGUGAAAUAAUUAUAAAUACAGUGGUAUUAAUAUUUCUUUUCAUGUAUGCUUUAUUUAUGUUGUUUAUCGAGAAAAAAAACACACAGACAUCCUCCCAAAUUUGAGGAUUUCCUUUUUUUUAUCUGACAUUUUCUUUAGUUAAUCCACAAAAGACUGAUGUCGAUAUUUGAUGGAUCUGUUCGACCUCCUUUUAAUUUUGUUUAAUCUUUUUUGGAUGGAGUCUUGAAGAGAAACACAAGCUGUGUCUGACAUUAUCAAACAGCCAUUAUGAUGAUAGUGAAAAAGAUACAAAUCUUCUUUUUUUUCCCCUGGAUCUCUUCAUCUAAAGAACAAAAUGUAAGUCGUCUGUGACUGAUAAGAAACCCCCAUCUUUAUAAGCAUCCUAAUAAAUCACUCAGACCCGCCCUGAACACCGCAGAGAAGUAUCAGUCUGACAGAUUUUGAUAUCAGCAGCCUCUCCAAUGUUGAAAAAAGUGUCUUUAUAAGUGUAGAUAUGAGUCAUGUCUUCAGUUGUUGAAGUUAUUCACAGACUCACUGUUUCGACUCUUGAUUGCUUAAACUCCUCAAACUUCUUUUUUAUUAUUUGUUUAUUUAUUUUGCCCUUCAACUUGUAAUGACAUGCAAUUCUCUUUCUACCUGAGUCGCAUGUUAAAUUAGCAGCAGGGAACGCUGUUGUGUUGUGUCGUUGUGUCACCAGCAGGUGGCGGUGUCAGGGUUUAAUUCACAGUUUGACAUUUUCCCCCUGAUUCACAACAGUUUCACGGUAUGAGCAGUUUUCAAGACAAAAACGAGGAUUUUUGACCUCUCAUGUUCACUUACACUAGAUAAAGGAAAAAGAAAUGUUGUA
This is a messenger RNA of Acanthopagrus latus (yellowfin seabream), 3073 nucleotides long. It is a transcript of the gene asb16, whose product is annotated as ankyrin repeat and SOCS box containing 16. Gene Ontology annotation, biological process: intracellular signal transduction. Gene Ontology annotation, molecular function: protein binding. The coding region runs from base 624 to 2060 and encodes 478 amino acids. Gene Ontology annotation, cellular component: cytoplasm; nucleus. The transcript is spliced from 6 exons. The record is from RefSeq and is a predicted model, not a curated record. Lineage: Eukaryota; Metazoa; Chordata; Actinopteri; Spariformes; Sparidae.